AUGUCCACGCUGGGCCUAACUCUUCACACCGACCCUGCCUACCCAACUCGCGUGGGUAACUCCGUGACCCGGGACACCUGUCCGGACCUUACCCUCACAAAAAACAUCAAGUAUGCGGAUUGGGUCAACACCGAGGAGACCCUCGGCAGCGACCACUGCAUACUCAACACCACCAUUCGCACCCAUCCUUUAGCAAAACCCUACGGAGAGGCAAAAUUACCCGAUUACACGAAGUUUCGGCAAAUAUACGCCAAUUCGACACCCAUUGAGGAGCAAGGAUACCAUGCUUGGUCCCAGCAACUGGUUUCCACUCUUCGCUCCACAGAAACACAGAUUAAACUCUCGGAGGCGACUCCGGCGGUAGAUAACCACCUCCUUCACCUCUGGGCGGCCCGGCGCAGCCUCGUCCGCCGAUGGCGCCGGCAAAAACACAAUCGGCAGCUCAAAAUUCGCAUCGCGGAGCUCACCCAGCGAGCAGCAGAGUACGCGGCCCAGCUCGCUGACUCUAACUGGGUGGAGCGUUGCAACACGGCCGCUCGACAAAUGUCCAGCCGGAGUACCUGGCGCCUCUUCCGCGCCUUAAUUGAUCCGACCCAAACUCGAACAGAGACACAAAAGCAUCUGCAACGAGCGUUUCACAGCUUCGACGGAGACACGGCAAAAUUGGCAUGUAAACUCCGAGACCAAUAUCUAUGCACACAGCAAGACUCGCGAGGGCCGGCGUACUCGUAUGCAGGUACCGAGAACGCGGAGCUGGAUCAACUGUUCCAGUUACACGACCUGAAGGCGGCCCUAGCAAAAAUGAGGCGAGGUACGGCACCGGGACGGGAUAAAAUUACCGUGAAAUUACUUGCCAAUCUUCCUGACUCGGCCUACACCAUGCUCCUUGCCUAUAUCAACUCCAUUUGGAUCGGGGAAACAACCCUACCAAUUGAGUGGAAGACCGCCCUGGUCACCUUCAUACCCAAAGCGGGCAAAGCCAUUAACACGGACAACCUCCGCCCCAUCUCCCUUACUUCUUGUGUGGGAAAUUAA
Messenger RNA from Rhipicephalus sanguineus (brown dog tick), 1035 nucleotides. RefSeq lists its product as uncharacterized. The record is from RefSeq and is a predicted model, not a curated record. The transcript has a single exon. The coding region runs from base 1 to 1035 and encodes 344 amino acids. NCBI's taxonomy places the organism in Eukaryota, Metazoa, Arthropoda, Arachnida, Ixodida, Ixodidae.